Messenger RNA from Eruca vesicaria subsp. sativa (arugula), 893 nucleotides. The record is from the annotation of a GenBank genome assembly. Lineage: Eukaryota; Viridiplantae; Streptophyta; Magnoliopsida; Brassicales; Brassicaceae.
GCUCGUUCUGAUCUCGAAGACGAGAGAGAAGGGAAAGCCAUGAAAGAAGCUAAGAAGAAGAAGAAGCUAGAAACCUCCGCUGGUGUAUCUAGCAAUGGUUCAAUAUCAGCUUUGGGUGCGUUGUUUUUUUAUUUGGUUACUGGAUUGUUUCUAGCCGUCGGAUUCUGGGUGGCACGGAACAAAUUUUCAGUGGAUCUCGUCUCUGAUCCAUCUAUGACUCUAUUUCUCCUCUGGAGUAUUGAGUUUCCGGUUGUGGUGAUCAUCUACAGCUUUCUACGGAAAGACCCAGAGAAGUGUUCAUGUUUUAGGGCUAUUGGGAGAAGCAUAUUAGGACUUAUUUCAGGGGCUUUUAUGAAUGCUUUGGGAGCAAUUGCUUUAGGUGCACCUAUCGGAGUGCAAUAUCUACCAAAAACAAUUCACUGGUCCUUUCUAAUGUCUGUUUUCACGUUUGUACCUGCUACUGCAGUUUUUGGUGCGUCAUUGACAGAUUGGCAUCGUGUAUUCGCAUCGAUGAAACCAAGUGGAAACAUAGAAUAUAUGAUCCUUGUUCCAGCAUAUGGAGCAAUUAUUGGAGGAUGGUUUGGAGCUUGGCCGAUGCCGCUCGACUGGGAAAGGCCAUGGCAGGAAUGGCCAAUAUGUGUAUGUUAUGGAGCUAUAGGAGGCUACAUUGCUGGACAAAUUCUCUCCUUGUGUUUGAUGUUUUUCCUCAGGAAACACAAGAACUUGAAGGUGGCCUAGAAUGGAUUAACGGUGUCCAUAAUGAGUUUCCUUUUGUUUUGACUUGAUUGCGAGGCAACAAUAGGGUGGUUUUUGUGAGGUUGUAUAUUUUCCAUAUAGGAUCAAGUGUUUCGGAAUUGCAAAAUUAUAAAAUCUUUCGUCUCCGCUUUCUUGCA